CUAUAAUUAAUGAUUAUAAACUAUUAAUGAUUAAUUAUUAUUAUAUUAUUAUAUGUUAAUAACUAAUUAAUGCUUCUGUUAAUGCUUAAUGCACAGAGUUAUUUAUAUUAUUAUCAUUUUUCUGUGCAUAAUGGUAAUUGAUACUCAUCGUAAAUGACUUGUUCAUUCUAUUGUUUUUGUAGUAUUUUAUUUAUGAUUGCGUGACAUUUUUGAAAAAAAUUACUAUAGAAGUAGUAGUAAUUACUACAUAUAGCAUAUAUAAUCAUUUUUUCGAAAACUAUACUGUCUUAUGAAUGUUUUGAAUAAUAUAAGCAAAUAAUAUUGAUUUCUCGACUUUACAAGGUCAGUUCAAAGAAGUAUAUUCAUAUCAGUGCUUGUCAAACACUCAAACACUUUGUUACCACUUGAACAAUGUCAUCAAAACCAAUAUUGUUAAAGGAGAAACCAUUUUGUGACAUGGAAGGCAUCAAUAUACAAAUUGAACCGUGUAAGACUUAUUUUAGUGAUGGAUGUGUAGAAACUGCAGGAACUGAUGAAACGGAUUUACUGAGAGAAGAAUCAAAAACUAAUUCAAUAGAAUCUACUAAUAAUUGGCCGUCAUGGCUGUUUAAACAAUCAGUAGUAAUUGGUUAUGGUGCGUUGAAUACAGUUGAUUACCUUGGUGAAUCUUUGGCUAACUUUUUUGGUAUCACUACGCCUAAAUAUCAGUUUGAAAUAAAUUAUCAUAACAACAUAAUGCAAGAAAUGAAUGCGGAAAAAGUUGUUAAUGAAGAAAAUAUGAAAGGAUGGACACAACAACCUCCAAAAUGUAUUAUAACAGCAGAACCUUGUUGAAUUUACAUUCCCCAUUACUUAUUUGAUUUAAAAAAAAUACUUUUAAUUUGUUUGAUUACAAAUAAUACUAUAGAAUAUUGUUUUGAAUAUUUUACAUAAUAUGUAGAUUGUGAAAUCUACAUUGCUCUACAAUUGAUUAUUUAUGUAUUUUCUGGAACACUAAAAAUUAUAAUUUCUAUGUUUAUGUCUGUUAAAUUAAGUAAAAUCCACCUAAGCUAUCUUUUCUCAUACAAAUAAAAUAUAAUUAUCAAUUUAUCAAUAAGUAUCAAAACAUUUAUUUUUACUGCGGGUAUUAAAGAAUAUAUAAGUUCAAAAAGUAUUAACAAUAUUGAAAGUUUUAAAAUAAUUUGUUUUAUAUAUAUAUAUAAAGAUAUUUUAAUUAAAUAGUUUUGCAUUAACGAAUUAUUAGUAUUAUAUAUUAUAAAAAAUUGAUUACCACUUAUGACGGUAUUUUAUUAAUUAUUAACUUUUUCAAAUAUUUAUUUAAGGAUAACAUUUUUUGAAUUAUAAAACUAUUAUUCUUUAUAUUCUUUAUUAGUAUGUAUUUUAUUGAUUACUAAAUCUUGAUUCAGAAGUUAAUGACUUUAAUUUUGUAUUUUUGUAUGUCUUGGACAAUACUUUAUUAACUUUAAAUAUAUUUCAAAAAUAUUCAAAUCUAAAUAACUAAUUUUAUUUCAUAUUAGUUUAAAUUAUUUGUAAUUUGAUGUUAUUUUUAACUAAUUUUCACAGCUUAAUGUCAUUUUUAU
Molecule: messenger RNA, 1580 nt
Organism: Metopolophium dirhodum (rose-grain aphid)
Lineage: Eukaryota; Metazoa; Arthropoda; Insecta; Hemiptera; Aphididae
Product: protein FAM177A1-like
Exons: 4
Coding region: 412-834 (140 amino acids)
Source: RefSeq, a predicted model, not a curated record